Colletotrichum acutatum is the source of this 688-nucleotide messenger RNA. RefSeq lists its product as uncharacterized. NCBI's taxonomy places the organism in Eukaryota, Fungi, Ascomycota, Sordariomycetes, Glomerellales, Glomerellaceae. The record is from RefSeq and is a predicted model, not a curated record. The coding region runs from base 67 to 477 and encodes 136 amino acids. The transcript is spliced from 2 exons.
AUAUAUGCUCUCCAUCGGAUGUAUCCCGUGCUACUGGUGGGAGGUCUUUAGGCGUCGUGUGCCUGGAUGCCCUUUCCGUUGGUUUUUUCCUGUUUCUUUUUUUUUUUUCCUUCAUCAAGGGUCUCUAGACAGCCCGGCCCCACAAUGAUCGACGGAUUAGCCUCUGCCGAGAACCCUGAGAAAAGGGAAUGUUUUGGUGAUUUCCGUAACCCUUUCACCUCUCAAUUGACACUUUCAGUGCUCAAGGUAAUCAGAGGCCGAGAGGGAAGAUCUCACGGGGGAUGGGAAAGUCACCGAAGCAGUGUCCACCUCGGACGGUGGAUCCCGGCACGGCCAGGAAGGCUCGGAAGGCGAGCCAGUCCACUUCAUUCGAGGGAAAACGAUAAAUGUCCAAGGGCCCCGGUGGAGAAAGCACUGAUUGUGAAAUGGGAUCCUGGGAGGCUGGGAAGCUUCGCCGAAGAUGAAAGGGGGAAAUAGCAGGUUGUUGGCCGAAAUUCCCGUGUUCAGGCGUGUGCGCAAACCCUCUUAGAUGAGCUUUUUCGAUGUAACUUGGUUUACGAGUUACGACAGCUCCCAUACCCUGUCUCUUAACCUCGAAUAAUCAAUAUUCUAGACGAAGAGCCUCGCCGUCGUCAACGCGAGACCCACUUGGCUUUCCCUGCAGAAAGUUGUUCCGAACGGGCUCCUU